Messenger RNA from Terrapene triunguis (Three-toed box turtle), 267 nucleotides. Its product is annotated as histone H4 type VIII-like. The transcript has a single exon. Gene Ontology annotation, biological process: nucleosome assembly. Lineage: Eukaryota; Metazoa; Chordata; Testudines; Emydidae. Gene Ontology annotation, cellular component: nucleosome. The record is from RefSeq and is a predicted model, not a curated record. Bases 1 to 267 code for a protein of 88 amino acids. Gene Ontology annotation, molecular function: structural constituent of chromatin; DNA binding; protein heterodimerization activity.
AUGUCUGGUGGCGGUAAGAGUGGUAAAGGCUUGGAGAAGGGAGGUGCCAAGCGCCAUCGUAAAGUGCUUUGGGAUAAUAUCCAAGGUAUUACCAAGCCAGCUAUUCGUCACUUGGCUCGACACGGUGGGGUGAAGCGUAUUUCGGGGUUGAUCUACGAAGAGACCCGGGGAGUGCUGAAGGUGUUCGUGGAGAACGUGAUCUGCGAUGCUGUCACUUACGCUGAACAUGCCAAGCGAAAGACUGUAAUGGCUAUGGGUGUGGUUUAG